GUACUUCUCCUGAGGCGCGCCAGUCGAAGCGACCAUGGCGUCCCGGAAGGGCAAGCGGCGAGCGGAGCGCGGCGGGGACGGGCCGGGCGCCACCCCGGGGACCCCGAGUGCGACCGCCGGGUCCUGCGCGGGCGCCCCGCUGCUGACGGUGACCGGCCUGCUGGAGCGCGACAGCAGAGUGCCCAAGGCUUUCCAGAACUCACUGGUGCAGCUGGGGCUCAGCACCAUGCGGUCUGCCGACAUCUGCAUCGGGCGUCCGGUGCUGCUCACCAGCCUGGAGGGGAAGCAGGAGGUCUACACAGCCUGGCCGGUGGCGGGGUUUCCCGGAGGCAAGGUCGGCCUGAGUGAAGUGGCUCAAAAGAAUGUGGGCGUGCGGGCCGGCGACGUGCUCCGAGUGCAGCCGCUGCUGGGCGCCGUGCUGCAGGCCGAGGAGAUGGAUGUGGCCCUCAGUGACAAGGACGCGGACGUGAAUGAAGACCAGCUGGCAGCCUGCCUUCUGAGGAAGCUGGACGGCAAGGUGGUGCUUCCAGGCAACGUCCUGUACUGUACCCUGUACGGCCGCCUGUGCAAGCUGCAAGUGCUGGGCGUGCGCGGGGCAGACGGCGAGGUCCUGAAAGGGCAGCAGAGUGACGGCGACCCGGGCGCGCAGGCCGGUGCGGAAGCCAGCUCCCUGGACAUCUCCUUGCAGCUCAGCCAGCUGGGCCUGGGGACACCCAGGAGCCCCACAGCCAGCAGCACCCCCUGCAAGGGGGCGGGCGACGAGGGGAUGAGUAAAACUGGGGAACCCCUGUCAGAGGUGUCCCUGAGCCCGGGGACUGGCCGGCGGCGAGAGGCCCUGGGCCUGAGCUGCAGCCUCCAGUCUUCCCGUGGAGGUGCCGAGCAUAGCCUCGGUGAGGACAGCUGGCUAAGGGCAGCCCGCCCGGCGGCCAAGUCCAACACCGACACCUUCUACUUCAUCUCCCCGACAACGAGGGUCAACUUCAGCAAGAGUCAGCCCAGUCCACAAGGGCCGGGCAGGGUGACCUACGACAUGAUCGGGGGCUUGGCCAAGCAGCUGGACGCCAUUCGAGAGCUCAUUGAGCUGCCUCUGAAGCGGCCAGAGCUGUUCAAGAGUUACGGAGUCCCUCCCCCACGGGGGGUGCUGCUGCACGGCCCCCCGGGAACCGGGAAGACCAUGAUCGCCAGGGCCCUUGCCAGCGAGCUGGGUGCCUCCGUCUCCGUCAUCAAUGGGCCCGAGAUUCUCAGCAAGUUCUACGGGGAGACAGAGGCACGUCUGCGGCAGAUCUUCGCUGAGGCCACACUCAGGCGCCCAGCCAUCAUCUUCAUCGACGAGCUCGAUGCGCUCUGCCCCAGGAGGGAAGGGGCUCAGAACGAGGUGGAGAAGAGAGUGGUGGCCUCGCUCCUCACGCUCAUGGACGGGAUCGGCUCAGAAGGGAGUGAAGGGCGGGUGUUGGUCCUGGCGGCCACCAACCGCCCGCACGCACUGGACCCAGCGCUGCGCCGCCCUGGCCGCUUCGACAAGGAGAUCGAGAUCGGUGUCCCCAGUGCGCAGGGCCGGCUGGACAUCCUGCAGAAGCUGCUGCGUGCGGUCCCCCACUCGCUCAGCCGCACCCAGCUGCAGCAGCUGGCCCGCUCGGCGCAUGGCUACGUGGGUGCCGACCUCCGGGCGCUGUGCAACGAGGCAGGUCUCUGUGCGCUGCGGAGAGUCCUACAGACGCAGCCCAGCCUGACGGACAGCAAGUUGGCCGGGUCCGUGAAGGUCACGCUCAGCGACUUCCUGCAGGGAAUGAGUGACAUCAGGCCUAGCGCCAUGAGGGAGGUCGCUGUUGAUGUCCCGAAUGUGUCCUGGUCAGACAUCGGCGGCCUGGAGGCCGUGAAGCUGAAGCUGAAGCAGGCUGUGGAGUGGCCCCUGAGGCACCCUGAGGCCUUUGCCCGAAUGGGCAUCCAGCCCCCCAGAGGUGUCCUCCUAUACGGGCCACCUGGCUGCUCCAAGACCACCAUCGCCAAAGCCUUGGCCACGGAGAGCGGCCUCAACUUCCUGGCCAUCAAGGGGCCUGAGCUCAUGAGCAAGUAUGUGGGGGAGUCAGAGCAAGCCGUCCGAGAGAUCUUCCGGAAAGCUCGGACCGUGGCUCCCGCCAUCAUUUUCUUUGAUGAACUUGAUGCCUUGGCAGUUGAAAGGGGCAGCUCUUCAGGCGCUGGGGGCGUGGCUGACCGAGUCCUGGCUCAGCUCCUCACGGAGAUGGACGGCAUCGAGCAGCUGAGGGACGUGACCAUCGUGGCCGCCACCAACCGCCCCGACAGGAUCGACAAGGCUUUGCUGCGGCCCGGGAGGAUCGACAGGCUGCUGUAUGUGCCCCUGCCCGACGCGGCCACCAGGAGGGAGAUCCUCAGCCUGCAGCUGCGUGCCAUGCCUGUCAGCCCCGAGCUGGACCUGGAGGCCCUCGUCCUCCAGACAGACGCUUACUCGGGAGCGGAGAUUGUGGCCGUGUGCAGGGAGGCCGCCCUGCUGGCCCUGGAAGAGGACAUCCAGGCAGACCGCGUCCUGCAGCGCCAUUUCACCCGGGCCCUGAGCAGCGUGACGCCCAGGCUCCCACAGGCUUCCAGACGCUUGUACGAGGAGUACCGUGAGAAGAGCGGGCUGCACACCCUGUGAGCAGGCAUCGGCCUUCCCUGCUGCCCUGGGCUGCGUUCCAGGGGAGACCUGUUUCUUUUAAGGUUUUGUCCUGAGAUUAAAAAAAGUUCUCCAUGA
Erinaceus europaeus (western European hedgehog) is the source of this 2749-nucleotide messenger RNA. RefSeq names its product AFG2 AAA ATPase homolog A (gene AFG2A). The coding region runs from base 35 to 2653 and encodes 872 amino acids. Gene Ontology annotation, molecular function: ATP hydrolysis activity; ATP binding. NCBI's taxonomy places the organism in Eukaryota, Metazoa, Chordata, Mammalia, Eulipotyphla, Erinaceidae. Gene Ontology annotation, cellular component: cytoplasm. The record is from RefSeq and is a predicted model, not a curated record. The transcript has 16 exons.